Mercenaria mercenaria is the source of this 606-nucleotide messenger RNA. Its product is annotated as ficolin-2-like. The transcript has 6 exons. NCBI's taxonomy places the organism in Eukaryota, Metazoa, Mollusca, Bivalvia, Venerida, Veneridae. The record is from RefSeq and is a predicted model, not a curated record. Bases 1 to 606 code for a protein of 201 amino acids.
AUGGAACAGGACAAUGGGAACAUGCAACUUGUGAAAAAGUCGUCGAUUGUAAGGACAUUCUGGAAUAAAAUCCCGAUGCCUCGUGUGGUAUUUCAGAGGAGAUUCGAUGGGAUGUUAGAAUUUUAUCGAAACUUUUCGGAAUACGAGAAUGGUUUUGGUGCAAAAGAUGGCGAAUUCUGGCUAGGCCUUAAAUACAUACAAGAACUAGCUGCACAAGGGGCAACGGAGGUUAGGCUGGACAUGUCCAAAGCAGGCGAUACGGAAGCAUAUGAAACAUUUCAAGACUUCAGUCUGACAGGAACUAGCUAUACACUCAACAUUGGGUCGCGCACAGGUUCAACAGGAAUAGCUGAUCAUGGUUUACAAUACCACAAUGGAUAUCUAUUCACCACCUUCGACCGCGACCGUGACUCUAGAAUCGGUGGUAAUUGUGCUGUUGACAGACACGGGGCAUGGUGGUACGGCGAGUGCGGAUACGUAAAUCUAAACGGAUACUAUUGUACACCGGGUACUGUGUGCAAUGUCGCUCUGGCUGAGAGAGGUAGUUCUGCACGUUUGGUAAAACGGAAGUGGUGGCGUAACGUCAUUUAUCCGGAAAACAUGUGA